Molecule: messenger RNA, 2218 nt
Organism: Tyto alba (common barn owl)
Lineage: Eukaryota; Metazoa; Chordata; Aves; Strigiformes; Tytonidae
Gene: RPS6KB2
Product: ribosomal protein S6 kinase B2
Exons: 14
Coding region: 306-1913 (535 amino acids)
Biological process (GO): protein phosphorylation; signal transduction
Molecular function (GO): ATP binding; protein serine/threonine kinase activity
Source: RefSeq, a predicted model, not a curated record
GGAAGCAGAGACGGUUCGGUGCCCCCCCGGUUCCCCACGGGGCAGAGUGGCGAGGCGGGGGGGGGGGGGGGGGGGUCCCACGGGGCAGGGCCCGGCCUCACCCCGGAAACAUCCGGCAGCGCCGGCGUGUGGCACCCCGCCCCGCUGUGGGUGCUGCUGUGGGUGCUGUGGGUGCCACCGGUCCCCUUGCAUGCCGUGGGGUGCUGUGGGUCCCCAGUGUGUCUUUGGUGCCCUGACUGCCGUGGGUGUCAUGGGUCCCCCUGCGUGUCGUGGGUCCCUGGCAUGCCCUGCGUGCCGUGGGUGCCAUGGGUGUCAUGUGUCCCCUGCGUGCCGUGGGUCCCCAGUGUCUCUUCAGUGCCUUGUGUGCUGUGGGUGCCGUGGGUGUCACGGGUCCCCAGCGUGCUGUGGGUGUCAUAGGUGCCCUGUGUGCCAUGGGUGCCCUGCGUGCUGUGGGUGCCAUGGGUCCCCUGCAUGCCAUGGGUGUCGUGCCGUGGGUGCCGUGGGUCCCCUGCCUGCUGCCAGCACCCUGCCCGCCACUGACCGUGGGCUCCCUCCCACAGGAGAUGGAGCUGGAGCCCCGGGGGAACGGCCUGGAGCCCGUGGGGCACUACGAGGAAAUCGAGAUCUCGGAGAGCAGCGUCAACAACGGCCCCGAGCACAUCGGGCCCCACUGCUUCGAGCUGCUCCGCGUCCUGGGCAAAGGCGGCUACGGCAAGGUGUUCCAGGUCCGCAAAGUACAGGGCACCAACACGGGGAAGAUCUUUGCCAUGAAGGUCCUGAAGAAGGCCAAAAUCGCCUGCAAUGCCAAGGACACAGCGCAUACCCGGGCUGAGAGGAACAUCCUGGAGGCUGUCAAACAUCCCUUCAUCGUUGACCUCAUCUAUGCCUUCCAGACGGGCGGCAAGCUCUACCUCAUCCUGGAGUGCCUCAGCGGUGGAGAGCUCUUCAUGCAGCUGGAACGGGAAGGCAUCUUCCUGGAGGACACCGCCUGUUUCUACCUGAGUGAGAUCACACUGGCCCUGGGCCACCUCCACUCCCACGGCAUCAUCUACCGCGACCUCAAGCCGGAGAACAUCAUGCUCAACAGCCAAGGUCACAUCAAGCUGACGGACUUCGGGUUGUGCAAGGAGUCGAUCCAUGACGGGGCCGUCACCCACACCUUCUGCGGCACCAUUGAGUAUAUGGCCCCCGAGAUCCUGGUGCGUAGUGGGCACAACCGGGCGGUGGACUGGUGGAGCCUGGGCGCCCUGAUGUACGACAUGCUCACAGGAUCGCCCCCCUUCACCGCCGAGAACCGCAAGAAGACCAUUGACAAAAUCCUCAAGGGCAAACUGGUGCUGCCGCCCUACCUGACCCCCGACGCACGGGACCUGCUCAAAAAGUUCCUCAAGAGAAACCCCAACCAGCGGGUUGGGGGGGGCCCAGGAGACGCUGCUGAUGUGCAGAAGCAGCCCUUCUUCCGCCACAUCAACUGGGAAGACCUGCUGGCCCGCCGGCUGGACCCCCCCUUCAAACCUUGCCUGUCGGAGGAGGAUGUCAGCCAGUUCGACACCCGCUUCACCCGCCAGACGCCCGUCGACAGCCCCGACGAUGUCACCAUCAGCGAAAGCGCCAACCAGGCUUUCUUGGGCUUCACCUACGUGGCCCCCUCGGUGCUGGAGAGCAUCAAGGAGGGGUUCUCCUUCCAGCCCAAGGUGCGCUCCCCCCGCCGCCUCAACAGCAGCCCCCGCACCCCCGUCAGCCCUGUGAAGUUCUCCCCCUUCGAGGCGUUCAAGCCGGGGGCAGCGGGGGAGCCGAUGGAGCUGGGGGCCAACCUGCCCCCCCCAGCCGCCGAAGUCACGGCCCCCCUACCCAUCAAAACCUCCGGGGGUGCCAAGAAGCAGAAGGGGGGGCGGGGGCGGGUGCCCAGGUAGGGGUUGGGGGGGGGGGAGGGUGUGUAUAGGGGUGAAGGGGCCUGGUGCCCCCCAUGGGGGUGGGGGGGGGGCACCCCACGAUGUUGCUUGCUGCUAUGGGGAUAGCCCCCCCCCCCCCCCGCGUGUGCGUGCGUGUGCGUGUGCGUGUGUGUGUGUGUGUCCCACCCCCCCAAACACGACCCCCUGCUGCCAGGCUGGGCCGGGUUUGGGGGGAGCGGGGAGGGUCCCCCCCACCCCAAGGGUGUGGCCCCCGGGGGGCAGGCCCAGGCUGCUGAAUGUGUGCUAAUUAAAGGACUUAAUGAGGC